Molecule: messenger RNA, 510 nt
Organism: Alternaria ventricosa
Lineage: Eukaryota; Fungi; Ascomycota; Dothideomycetes; Pleosporales; Pleosporaceae
Exons: 2
Coding region: 1-510 (169 amino acids)
Source: RefSeq, a predicted model, not a curated record
AUGCCAGCUUUCGCAAACCUAUGCCACGGCUGGCCGCGCGCAAAGCAGAACCCAGGCAAUUGGAUGGAUGAAGGCAUAGAAUAUCUAUGGGAUCUCCCCGCCCAAGCUUCGAAGGGCGACACACACGCCUGCCACCCCAGGCAACGUGCACCAGCCCAAUACCUUACUCCCACGAUCCCGCAAGAGCCUGAUAGCAAGCCACCCUACCAUACUGCGCCAGCCCCAAUGGCAACAGCCGCAGCCGGCUCUCCCAUAACCCUCAUGUUUGGUGGCAACGGGCACAGCCGGGGUAACUUCGGGGGCGUGGAGAAAGGCGAUCCGGGAAGGGUCGCGGUGUACUGGGCUGGUAGCAAAGAAAAGGAAAUCGUGGAUGUGAAAGAAUUGACAAAGGAGAAUCUUAUGCAGGAUAACGGGUUUAGCGAGGAGAGCUUUGCGUAUCCGGCGGAUUUGAAGGUUACGGCGCCGCCGGCGCUGCAGGAUAAGGGGAAUUGGCAGACGGUUCAUUUGUAA